Messenger RNA from Bursaphelenchus xylophilus (pine wood nematode), 4004 nucleotides. Lineage: Eukaryota; Metazoa; Nematoda; Chromadorea; Rhabditida; Aphelenchoididae. The record is from the annotation of a GenBank genome assembly.
AUGUAUGCACUCCCAUCAACUGAAAAUCAGGGAAACAGAUACGAUUAUCUUGUUCCGCACAAAACCGUAAGUGUUUCCUUAUUGUUUUUAUCGAUUUUAUGGUGGAAACGGAAGUGAUUUGCCCAAUUUUGCUGGAGCAGCUGUAGAAAAGUUUGAUUAAAUUGAUACUGACUUUUUCGAGUUCAAAAAACUCGCAAUUCGGCCAAAAUUUUGAUAUUGCCUUGUUUUAGGUACCUCUUUUGGGUUUCCCCAAAAUUAUCGAAAAAUCAAGUGUUUUCAGGAUUUUGGGCACUUGGUGUGGAAGCUGGAUCGGUCAUCAUUGGAUGUUGAAGGAAACGAAGUAAUUUGCAGUCCACAAUUUGGGCCAAAUGGAGUCAAAGAUGCCGGUUUCACGGUAAAGGUGUAUCCAAAUGGUUUUGACGAAAACUCGGAGGAAUUUGUCUCAAUUUUGGUGUCUUCUACCGAGAAUUGUGGUAAGGUCAUAGACCGUGAUGGAGAUAUUUAUCUCUAUAAGGAUGCUGGGUUCAACGAAUUUCUUGGAUGGAAAUUGGAGUUCAGCAACAGUAAAGGUCCAAUUGCACUGGCAAGCCGACGUCCGUUGGUGAAUGUUAAGGACUAUGAAAGUAAGUGUGAGCUUCUGAAGCAGUUUUUGGUUUCUUUCUUGCGAUUUUAGGGACUAAAAUUUGAUGCGUUAUGGAUAAUAUAAAUUGAUGCCUAAAAUUGGUUACGUGCGUGCUACUUUUAGACCAAGCGCAAGUGGGACUCGUGUAUGGCCGAAAGAAAUUUUUCCGACGUUCUGAGCUUCUGAAAUUGUUGGAGAAUGACCCACUAACCAUCGUAUGUUACGCUCGACGUUUUGUUCGCCGCACCGUGUAUUUCGAUGAGAACCUGAAGCCAGAGCAUUCGGAGAAGGACAAGGUCUUCGAGGAAGCUCAGCGGACCGAAGAGGAGCUGGAUUCGUUGCGCAGAAAGAAGGAGGAGCAAAAACAAAAGAUGUUUAUGGAAGAGGAGGAAGAGGACGAAAAAGAUCCCGAUGUGGAAGAAGUUGAAGUCGGAAAAGAGGAAGAAGACGAGGAGGAUGAUGAUGAGGGACUUGGAGAAGAGAGUCAGAAGACAGAGGACGAUGAAAAGUGGGUUUUAUUCGGAAUUUUUGGGUUUUAGGCGAAGUGUAAUAUAAAAAGAUGAUCGAAUGUGGGAAUUCGCUCAUACCUGUUGUUCGAAUUGAUGUCAAUUACAUUUAUUUUGUAUGAGAAACCCUUUUGAGGAAUUUUUUUUUUGGAUUCGUCUUUUUUUAUCGAUUUUUUCCAUGUUCUGUAUUUCAGAGAGUCCGAAGAGGAUAAGGAGUCGGAAGACUCUUCAGAAGACGGAGAAACGAAAAAGGAUGACGAGGAAAAGAAAGAGGAGGACGAAAUGAAUCCAGAGGCUAAGAAAGACGACGAAAAUGAGUCCAAAAACGAGCAACAAAGAGACGAUUUUCAAGGAGAACCAAAAAAGACGUUCGAAGAAAAAGAAUGGAACUCCUACAAAAAGAAGGGGAAUCAUGACGUCCUACUGAUCUUCAAAACAGGUCCGGAAGAGGUAAGGGGAUUAAAUGACUCUCAAUUUGGAGAGUUUUAUAUAAUUUUUGUCUAAAGUAAUAUGUAAAAAUGUCAAAAUUUUUUGAUUUUUUUGACAAGGAAACUACUUCUAUGGGGUAUGGAGUUACAGGUCAAGAAAUGUAUCAAAACAAUCGCAAAAUUUUGCUGAUUCAGAAUAUGUAAAAAUUAGCUGCCUAAUUUUGGUCUGUAAGGUCGAAUAAACCCCUCAGAACUUUUCUCACAAUACCACGCAAAUCCCUUUUUAACCAAGUUUUUACCAAUUCAAAAGCUUUGUUUGGAGCUGGUGUAAACCCUGGCAUCUUGGCAAGCCUUAAAAUAUCAAAUUUGAUUAAUGCUACACUUAAUCAGUUGUUCCAAGAUAAAAAAGGGCCAUUUUUAUACUGAAACUAUUAUUAAGGUGUAGUACGAAUCAAAUUUGAUAUUUUAAGGCUUGUCAAGAUAUUAGGGUUGCUUUAGCACUCAACAAAACUUUUGAAUUGGUAAACACUUGGUCAAAAAGGAAUUUGCGUGGUGUUGCGAGAACAGUUCUGAGGUUUUUUUCGCCCUUACAAACCAAAAUUGGUCAGCUAAUUUUUACAUAUUUUGAAUCAGAAAAAUUUUGCGAUUUUUUGAUAUACAGUGAAGGACCCGAUCCAGUGGCAAAAAACGUAUCAUUUUGCAUCCGGGAAGUACGAAAAAUGUGGCAAAAUGCUUCCCUCUCCAAGAGAAAAAAUCUCAGAUUUCAAAAGCAUGCCUGCUCUUUUUGUGAGGGAGCGAUUCAAAACGAAGUUUUUUUUCACUUGGAGAGGGAAGCAUUUUGCCACAUUUUUGAUACUUCCGGGAUGCAAAAUGGUACGUUUUUUGCCACUGGAUCAGGCCCCCCAUUGUAUGUUUCUACCUGGAAUUUCAUACCCCAUGGAAGUAAUUUCCUCGUGAUAAAAUUGAUGUUGGUCUGAUUUUCAGUUCGAUCAAGCGGUGAUCUGCAAACACAGCGAAUAUUUCCGCCGAGAAUGCGAGAAGGCCGAGGAAAUGUUUGAUGGAAUGGUUGUGAUUGACAUGCGAACGUACAAGUACAGCAUGUUUGUUCCGAUCAAGAUGUUCAUGUACGAGUACAAAUGGCCGCUGGAAGAGAACAUCGAUCCGAUGUUUCUGCAUUUGGUGAAUUUCUUGGAAAUUGAAGAGCUUAUGGUCAGUCUUUGAUAUUUUUUCAAAAGGAAAGUACUUCUAUGGGGUAUGGAGUUACAGGCCAAGACAUAUACAAUAGGGGACCUGAUCCAGUGGCAAAAAAGUACCAUUUUGCAUCCGGGGAGUAUCAAAAAUGUGGCAAAAUACCUCCCUCUCCAAGUGAAAAAACUCCGAUUUCAAAAGCGCGCCCGCUCUUUUUUAAGAGAGCCCUUCAAAACGAAGUUUUUUCACUUGGAGAGGGAAGCAUUUUGCCACAUUUUUUAUGCUUCCCGUACUCAACAUGAUACGUUUUUUGCCACUGGAUCGGGUCCGUCUCUGUAUCAAAAAAAUUGCAAAAUUUUUCUAAUUCGGAAUAUGUAAAAAUUAGCUGCCUAAUUUUGCUUUGUAAGGGUGAAAAAAUCCUCAGAACUUUUCUCGCAACACCAUGCAAAUGCCCAUUUUUUACUUUGGAACUACUAUUAAGGUGUAGUAUUAAUCAAAUUUGAUAUUCUAAGGCUCACGCAAAUGGCUUUUUGACCAAGUUUUUACCAAAUUAAGCCUUAAAAUAUCAAAUUUUAUUUAUACUACGCCUUAAUUAGUAGUUGCAUUAUAAAAAAGUGGCAUUUGUGGUGUUGCGAGAAAAGUUCUGAAGAUUUUUUCGCCAUUACUAGUCGCGGAAAAAAGUCCUGGGAUUUUCUCGCGCCCCCCAAAUUCCGUCGCGCUCCGAAAAGUUGAUUUGUCGCGGGAAUCGCGUGCGACAAUAAGGCAAAAUCAACAAAAUUGCACUGUGCAAAAGCACUUUUCGGGUUCAUGCACAGUGCAGAGUCGCAGAAAAAUCCCAGGACUUUUUUCCGCGACUAUUACAAACCAAAAUUAGGCAGCUAAUUUUUACAUAUUCUGAAUCAGAAAAAUUUUGCGAUUUUUUUGAUGUAUCUCUCGACCCUGUAACUCCAUACCCCAUAGAAGUAAUUUCCUUGUCAAAAAAGUAGAAUAAGAGGCUAAAAUACGACUUAUUUUGGAUUUUUUCAGCUCUACAUUGACCACUUCCUGACCUUCAAUCUGCGCCCAGGCUAUAGCCCGGUUAUGCUGAAAGUGGCGAAGGAAUACAAAUUGAAGACCCUGCAAAAAGCAUCGGGACAAUAUAUCACCGUUUUUUACAGCAUUUUCGAGGCAAUGAAGACGUUCAAGGACUUUGUCAAGCAAUUUUAUGACGUUAUUGGCGAGGCUCUGAGCGGUUUAUUCAAAAAUUUUAAGUUUUGGUAA